Messenger RNA from Sclerotinia trifoliorum, 2167 nucleotides. The record is from the annotation of a GenBank genome assembly. NCBI's taxonomy places the organism in Eukaryota, Fungi, Ascomycota, Leotiomycetes, Helotiales, Sclerotiniaceae.
CAGACCGGCUGGAAAAACUUGCGACCGAAGCCUAAAAGUUAACUCCAACAUUUGCCAAAUAUUCAUCAAAUCAGCUUCACCAAAUCAAUAAAUAAUUAUCUUCCAUUUCACAAUUUCACAAUGCGUCCACGACUUUCAAUACGCAGAAUACCUUUUCUUCGACCUUUUCGGCCACCCAAUACAACGUCACCACGCUUCUUCACACAAAGUCUCAACCCGGGUUUUUCCCAAUCUCUCACUCGUACAACCUUUCGCCGUCCUACCCCUCGUCCUCAAUUACCUUACCUCUCUUCUACCCAUCGCAAACCUCCCGUCGUUCGAUACAUUUCCACUGAAACCAAAAAAUGGCUAAGAUCUGAAUUCAUCAAAGCGGGUAAAUAUAUAAUAUUCAUCUAUGUUGGUGUUAAUUUGUUCUUAUUUGUGGCAUGGGGAAUCCAUCAAGAAUGGCUCAAUCACAAAUUCCCUAGCCCGGGGGAAUGGAGGUGGAGAACGAGGGUCAUCUAUAGAAUGACUAUGGAUAAUGAGGAAGGAGAAGAAGGAUUGGAGAGAUUGAUUCCUGUCAACUGGCAGAAUCUGGGCAUAGGAUAUCGGGAGCUUUUGGAAAGGCUAGAGGAUCCGAAACUGGAUGGAAAAAGCAUAGAAGAACAGGAUGAGGGAGGAAUCUUGGUUACUGGAGUAGGCAAGGCUGGUUAUGAUAUCACAAAGAAGUCAGAGGAAUGGAGAAGAGGAUAUUAUGGGGUUUUGAUGGGAGCGGCGAAUACAGCAGAACAUUUGGAUGAUUGGGUUAAUGAUACGACGAGAGAUAUAUGGUUUCCCAAAAACCAAAUGCGUGGUCCAUCGAAUCCAAAACCAAAACCAAUCAAAGUUGGUUCACCACCUCCGCCGAAGGAGGAAAAUUGCGUCAAGGCUUACGAUCCGCCGGAGAAAUUCUACAUGCGUAUACUUACCACGAAAGGGUUUAACGAAAAGCAAAAGGUAGAUGCAGCUUUGGCAUAUGCUGCUUGGUUGGAUUUUAAGAAAGCCCCAGAAGCAGCUAUGGAAAUGUAUAAAUGGGCCAUCGAUAUUUCGACUUCUUCGGACUCGUCAUCUCCAUUGAUUGAUCCUAAUACCCAUACAUUAAAUGUUAACGCAGGCCUACCAUCUGAAAACUUGUUGAAUACAAGCACAGCACUUGCAAUUCACCACGCAACAAAUUCUAAUAUCUCGAAAUCUCUGCCCAUCUUUCUUUCAAUUCUCAGAGCAAGGAAGAAUCUCCCAGCUCCAAAGGAAUCCAUGAUUGAUACACUCAUCACGAAUGACGAAGAACUACCAAUGUGGAAGACUGUGUGGAAGUUCCUCAAAGAAACCCUCUCACCACCCGCUUAUCCACCUCCUCCAUCUGAUGGCACAUCUUCGCCUUUGCGCACUCCUAAAGAACUUUGCGAGGAAGGGAUCCUUAUGACAUACAUCGGAGAGAUUCUUUAUACCUCUAACGCCGGUAUAAAGAGCAAAGAAGAUGGCCUGGCUUGGACAAGAGAGGCGGUUGAUAUAUCGGAAGUAGAAUUAAGGAAGAGAAGGGGUUUAGAUAAGGAUUCGAGGAAGGUCUGUAAGUCAUGCCUAGAAGUCGCAUUGAGCAAUUGGCAGAAGAUGGUUAGAAGUCUAGCGGAAGACGAGAGACUGAAGAAAGCCAACGGAGAGAAUGCUAAGAGUGGAUGGUUGGGAUUCGGAGGAAAGGUAGAGACAACUGGACGAUGGGAGGCAGAAGAGAGUGUAGUGAGCGAUAGGAUAAAGAGGGCAAAGGAUGUGCUACCUGAAAGGAGAAUUGGAGAAGUGGAGGCUCGGAGACCACCACCUCCUAGUACAGGAGGUAGAACAUGGUAAUGAUGUGGAUUGAAAUUAUCACUUGACUAGUUUGUCUUGAUGUUAAUUUACGUGUCUAUCUUAUAUCCCCGAAAGCAUUGAUACUGCUCUCGAAACCCAGCUGGUACUUAUCCAUAUGAAAGACUGAUCAGUCUCCAACUCUGAUACCGUAGAUGGAUGGUUUUACGUGGAGACCUCCAUCCAUAGCAUAUCCAUUUCAUUGAUGAAUUCGAAACGAUGUAACUGUUCUUUGUCUGUCAGGUUUAACACAAGAAAUUUCUUUCAACAUCAUGUUUCUAAAUUGACUGACCAAUGAUCCUAUGGAAGC